Molecule: messenger RNA, 1605 nt
Organism: Diplodia corticola
Lineage: Eukaryota; Fungi; Ascomycota; Dothideomycetes; Botryosphaeriales; Botryosphaeriaceae
Product: rab geranylgeranyl transferase escort protein
Exons: 4
Coding region: 1-1605 (534 amino acids)
Biological process (GO): protein geranylgeranylation; small GTPase-mediated signal transduction; vesicle-mediated transport
Cellular component (GO): cytosol; cytoplasm; nucleus
Molecular function (GO): GDP-dissociation inhibitor activity
Source: RefSeq, a predicted model, not a curated record
AUGGAAAGCCUCAGUGAAACCCGCUGGGACGUGCUCAUCGCCGGCACUGGCGUCGAGCAGUCCCUUCUUGCACUAGCUCUGUCGCGCUCCGAUAAGAAAGUCUUACAUGUUGACAAGAACGACUUCUAUGGAGGACCUCAAGCGGCUUUUAGCUUGCAAGAGGUAGAAGCAUGGGCGAAGAGAGUCAACGACGAUGAGACGAAGCCGUCCUCGUUGUUUCGCCAUGCCUCCAUAACCCAACCCACGCCGACCGACUCGGGUGAAGACGGACCCAAGCUUGGCUUCUCGAGAUCGUACAGUCUUGCGCUAGCUCCGCAGCUGUUGUAUAGCCGCUCUGCCAUACUUCCUACGCUGGUGUCGUCGAAAGUCUACCGGCAGGUUGAGUUCCUGGCAGUCGGUAGCUGGUGGGUAUACUCUUCGGAUACCGAGUCUCCGGCGGAAUCCUUGGAUGCAUCUGAAGAGGGCCCUCAGUCUGCUGGACGCUUGACAAAGGUCCCAGGCGGCCGCGAAGACAUCUUCUCCGAUGAAACCAUCGACUUCAAGGCAAAACGGCUUCUGAUGAAGUUUUUGCGCUUCGUCGGCGAUUACGAGGGCCAGGAGGACGUUUGGCUGGAUUAUCGUGCCGUAUCCUUCGCCGACUUCCUUUCGGACCACUUCAAGAUUCCAAAGGACAUGCACGGUCCGCUAUUGGCAUUGACUCUGUCUUUGGAGACACCCGAGAAGACUACCACGGAGUACGCGCUUCCGCGGAUCGCGAACCAUCUGCGGUCGAUUGGCGUGUUCGGCCCGGGCUUUGCCUGCGUCAUUCCGAAGUGGGGCGGCCUUGCAGAAAUUUCUCAAGUCGCCUGUCGCGCUCAGGCCGUUGGCGGUGGUAUUUAUGUCCUUGGACAAGGCGUCACCAACGUCAAUACUGACGUUGAUACUUCCCCGGAGGCCACAGACGAUGUUUCACAGGCCAGAGUCUCAGCACAGCUGACGGAGGGCGACAAUAUCUCUACGAGAUGGAUCGCUGGCUCAGAUGAUGACCUCCCAUCUCACGUAGAGCCUUCAGAUACUGAGCCUGUCGCGUGCUCGAGAAGUAUCUCCAUUGUCUCAUCCACCCUGAAACAGCUCUUUCCGCCCUUGGCUGAAGGUGCUCCUGCUCCUGCCGGCGCAGUAGUCUCAUUUCCUACUGGAAGCCUGAAUGUGGACGGUAGUAUUGAGCACCCGCCAGUGUAUGUUUUCGUCCACACGAGCGACACUGGCGAGUGCCCAGUAGGCCAAACUGUCCUUUAUGCUUUCGCCUCCCCCACGGGCGAACGGGGCGCCAAGCUCCUCAACGCCGCUGUCGCCGCUCUCCUCCAGAGCGUCGACGAAGAAAUCACGCCCAAGCUCCUGUGGUCUAUGCACUACGAGCAGUGUUCGCGCAGCGGCAACGUCGUGCCUGCUACCACUCACGAUAGCGUCUUUGCUUUCCCUCCUCCCUCAUUGGAACUUAAAUUCGACGACUCCAUGCUCGAUCACGUCCGUACCAUUUGGGAGAAGAUCGAGGGUGACGACGCCGACCCGGCCUUCUUUAUGAGAUUCGAGGAUCGGGAGGAGAUUGACGAUGACGAUUACGAAUGA